GCAGCUGCCCUGCAGCUUCCCGCACCUCGAUGGAAACGGACCCCUCUGGUUGCAGGUGCCUUCUGCAUCCCCCUGUACGUGCCCUAUGUGCUGACGGGGAGAUGGAUCUUCGGGAGAAGCCUCUGCAAACUCUGGCUGGUAGUUGAUUACCUGCUCUGCACCUCUUCGGUCUUCAACAUCGUGCUGAUUAGCUAUGACAGAUUCAUCUCGGUGACAAGAGCGGUCGCCUACAGAGCCCAGCAAGGCAACACCAAGCGAGCGGUGCUGAAGAUGAUGAUGGUAUGGGUGUUAGCGUUCCUGCUCUACGGACCUGCCAUUAUCAGCUGGGAGUAUAUAUCAGGCCAGAGCAUCAUACCCACAGGGGAAUGCUACGCUGAAUUUUUCUACAACUGGUAUUUUCUCAUGACAGCCUCCACGCUGGAGUUUUUCACCCCUUUCAUCAGUGUAAUGUUUUUCAACCUGAGCAUUUACCUGAACAUACAGAAGCGCACCAGAAUACGCCUGGAUGUUUUCCAUGAAGUGCACAACCAGUCCUUCACUGAAGAGAUGGAAAUGAGCCCAGAAGCAAAGCUUUCUUUGAAAUGCUGUAAAUGGGAGCAGAAGGAGCCAGCUGAAACCCUCGACCUCUCUAAGAGCAAAGCUCAAGCAGCAGCCUCCACUGCCAGCCUGGGUGCCAAAGACCUGCUGUCAACAGGCUGUGAGAGCUCCGGGAAACCUAAGCGUUGCAACAGAAAGAGCUGUAAAAAUGCAGCAUCCGCUCUGUCCAUAGAGAAACAGAUGAAGAUAGUGUCCCAGAGCAUGACCCAACGCUUCAGGCUCUCUAGAGACAAGAAAGUGGCCAAAUCACUGGCAAUCAUCGUGGGCAUUUUUGGGAUUUGCUGGGCACCAUACACUCUCCUGAUGAUCAUCCGCGCUGGCUGCCACGGCCACUGCAUCUCUGACUACUGGUACGAGACUUCCUUUUGGCUGCUGUGGAUCAACUCGGCUGUCAACCCUGUCCUAUACCCUCUCUGCCACUACAGCUUCAGAAGAGCUUUUAUUAAACUCCUCUGUCCCAAGAAGCUAAAGAUCCAACCUCACGAUCCCCUUCAGAACUGCUGGAAGUGAAGGGUGCAGAUGAGCAGAGCCUUGCUGUAAUAUACCUGUGUCAUGGAAAAGGACUGUACCUUGCUGGGAGCACUGGUGUGGGGUGUGUCAGGAAGGCACCAGUGAGACCGCUAUUCAUUUACUCUAGUCCAUCAACAACAAAAUCAGGCAGAAUAGAAGGGUAAAGAGGUUUUGGACAUGAAACACAAUGAAAUCUGUGUCCUCCACUUGCAGGUGCAACAAAAGAGCUCUGCUGCCACCUAGUCAGCCAGAGCGGCACCAGCAUUUUGCUAAAAUAAAGAAAAAUUAAAACUGAACAAUAAAAGCUAGCAAAAAUGUCUAACCUAAAACUACUGGACUAAACUACAAUCUACCGGUUUGUAGAUCCGAUUUCUCCCAUAAACAGGAGCGUUUUUUCCUCAAGAGAUUACACAUAUAUGAUGAUACAGAAAGAAAAGAAGGAAAACACCCAUUUAUCAUUAUUGCUACAGCAGCUACAGCCAUAGUCUAGACCCCGGUUGCAUGUGGUGUGAUAGAUGCCCCGGAGUUUCCAGCCAGACGCAGAGGCGCCGAGCCUCCUGCAGCGCCCUGUUGGCAUUCCCCGAUCCCUGCUUCAAAGCCGAGCCGAUGUCUUUGCGUCCAGCCCCGCAGCGCACACGGGAGCGCUUCCCCCCGCCCGGAGCUGGGCGGCAGAGCUACCCCCGGCCCGCAGGACGCGGGAGCCCCGGCAGACCCGAGGAAGAGGGGUGCUGUGCCUACGGGAGAGGUUCCAGCAGGGCAUCAGCUUCUCCAGAGCCUCCCUCGUGAUGACCCAAAGACAUUUUAACAUCUCUUUUGCAAGAUCUUAAAAAUACUCCAUCAGCAAUGUGUUAGAGAAUGACAAGCACUUUUUUUUUUUUUUUUAAGUUA
Athene cunicularia (burrowing owl) is the source of this 1995-nucleotide messenger RNA. It is a transcript of the gene HRH3, whose product is annotated as histamine receptor H3. The annotation marks the transcript as partial. Lineage: Eukaryota; Metazoa; Chordata; Aves; Strigiformes; Strigidae. The record is from RefSeq and is a predicted model, not a curated record. Gene Ontology annotation, biological process: adenylate cyclase-activating adrenergic receptor signaling pathway. The transcript is spliced from 2 exons. Gene Ontology annotation, molecular function: histamine receptor activity. Gene Ontology annotation, cellular component: membrane.